Messenger RNA from Trichoplusia ni (cabbage looper), 1034 nucleotides. RefSeq names its product general odorant-binding protein 69a-like. The record is from RefSeq and is a predicted model, not a curated record. Gene Ontology annotation, molecular function: odorant binding. The transcript has a single exon. NCBI's taxonomy places the organism in Eukaryota, Metazoa, Arthropoda, Insecta, Lepidoptera, Noctuidae. Bases 372 to 821 code for a protein of 149 amino acids.
AAGGAGAGCGGGUUAGCGGCGUCCAGGGCACACGCACCCACAGCGUGGCGGAGCACUGCGCAGGGGGUGGACGUGCCUUAUCCUGACGUGCCUUCUGACAACUAUGCAAUUUAAAAAAACUAUAAAAAAUUAAACGGUUGUAGUCUAUAAUUCUGUCUUUAGCAAGCAUGUUAUUUGAAAUGAUUCUACACAAACGAGAAAAAUUACAGUUUCCUUUGUAACACACGUUUCACGUACAGUACACAAAUACAGAAACAAACAUUUUUUUUUUCCCUAAUCACUGGAUAUUAUCUAGGAGCAUAUAAUUUAGGAAUCAAACGAGACAUGUGAUCAUCGAGCAGGAUGACAUUGAGCAGGUCGAUAUAAAAAGUAUGCGGGAGACGAAGGUGGCAUCAGUGAGCGACAUGAGGUGUGUACUAGCGGUGCUGGCGCUGCUGGCGGCGGCGGCGGGCCCGGCCGCGGGCGCCGUCGAGAUGGACGAGGACAUGGCGGAGCUGGCCAAGAUGGUGCGGGACAACUGCGCAGCCGAGACCGACGUGGACGUGGCGCUCGUCGAGGCCGUCAACGGCGGCGCCCUGCUGUCGCCCGACGCCAAGCUUAAGUGCUACAUCAAGUGCACCAUGGAGACGGCCGGCAUGCUGGCCGACGGCGAAGUGGACGUGGACGCCGUGCUGGCGCUGCUGCCGCCCGCGCUCAGCGAGCGCAACGCGCCCUCGCUGCGAGCGUGCGGCACGCAGCGCGGCGCCGACCACUGCGACACCGCCUACCUCACCCAGGUCUGCUGGCAGAACGCCAACAAGGACGACUACUUUCUCAUUUAACCCCAGCUGAGGCUACCACACCACUCCUGGGGCUCAAAUACUACCAUUUGUUCCAGAAUAUCAUUUGCCUCUUCUAGAUUGUAAUGUUCUCUAGUUUAGUAAUCCCUAGUACACUAACAUAUCUAAAUUCACUAUGUUGAGGCAAAUACAAUUAUCUAUAUGUAACCCCUGUUAUUUGAAGAAAUAAAAUCUAGUGCAGUUUCCGUAUGUGCA